Messenger RNA from Trematomus bernacchii (emerald rockcod), 5630 nucleotides. RefSeq names its product BRD4 interacting chromatin remodeling complex associated protein like (gene bicral). The record is from RefSeq and is a predicted model, not a curated record. Lineage: Eukaryota; Metazoa; Chordata; Actinopteri; Perciformes; Nototheniidae. Gene Ontology annotation, cellular component: SWI/SNF complex. Gene Ontology annotation, biological process: positive regulation of DNA-templated transcription.
GGAAAAAACACACACAACCUCCUUCCUCCCUUCCUUCAGGGAGGGAAGAGAGUUUGAGCGGAGAGAAAAAUCUAUCUGAGACAGAACAGGGACAGUGAGAAAAAUAUAUGAGUGGGAGAGGGAGAAGGAGGAGGAGGAGAAGGAGGGGGGGAGCAAAUUAAAAGUUGCCAAAUGGAGAUAUUGGGUUUCAAGAGGAGUGAGACAGGAGUAAAGGGUUUGCCUCUUUGAGUCGUCUUUAUGUUGUGCUAAUCGGGAUAAAUGUUUACGGCUUUACACGGUUUAGUCCUCUAGCAUUUUCGACGAAUCCACCCGACGUUUUCAAAACAGGCGUCGUCGACACCGCGGCUAGCUAGCCAGACCAGGCCGGUGUUAGUUGUUAAAAUGUUACAAUGUUACGGAGCGUCCUGUCCGCAGAGCUACCCGACCAGAACAAGGGCUGCUACAGAAUCCCCCGGUUGAAACGCGUCGGUUCUGUAUAUCGAGACAAAUGUGACGUUUUUCAUGCUGGCAGAUGAGCCACAUUGAGGACAAAUGAAAGCCUCCCCAACAGAGAAAGAAAGAUCACGUCAGCGACGACCAGCCACAGGCUGGACGACGGGCGUUUUGUGCUGCUUGAAUGCGAUUAUCUUUCUGUCGAUUCAGUCUAUUUUUGGAAAUAAAACUCGCAAGCUGUACAUUAGCUGGCUUUCUAAACCAACCGCGGUACCAGCAGUAGUAGCAGGACUGCAGCAGGGACUAGCUUGGUCUGCGUCGAAGCAUUCAAGCUAAUGCGGAUUUCGGAGACUACGAAUUUAAGCCCUAAAUUAUACAAACUGUACAAAGUAUCGGAAAAUAUAACUUUAUUUUCGACAACACUGAUCAGAAUUGCCUACAUGUCUGCAAAUCCUUUGCUUUUGAGCUACUUAAAACGCAAUUUUUAGUCAGCUUAGGUACUUUAGCUCUGUCGUCUUUUUAAAAAUGAAAUAAUGUAAGCUAACCGCUUAACUGUGGUUAAAAGUAGCUCACUUAAUUGUUAACAUUGAUUACGUGUAUAUUAACGACUGCGUUGCUUUUUAAAUACAUUGAUAGAUGACAGAAAUGAGUGUAGUGUAUUUAUUUGACCUACUCAGUCCACAUAUGGAGCUUCUUUUGUGAAAUAAAAUGUCACUGUGUUAAUCGUUUGGUUUCCUUUUUUGUUGGGAAAGGUCGUCAUUGCUUCCUCUCGUUUUUGUAGCUUUGUGUCCACUUUUAAAGGACACAGGAGCCCCUCUGCCUGUUAUAGCAUAUCUCCUGAAAAAUAAAUUGUUGCACAUUUAGUGUGGAUAUUAAAUGAAUUACAAUAUUCUUUAAUUGAGGAAGCGUUUAGUGGUUUUCAUGGUCUCUAAAAGUCAGUUAGAAGAGCCUAGUUUGCACAGCAGCCCUGUCGUUCUUUGUUCUCCCUGAACCAAAGAUGGAGGCUGAACGUGGCUCUGUUGUAAGGACAGCCUAUGGCAGGGUAACAGCCAUUUUGUGGCAUUGCAGUUUCAUCUACGCAGCAACAUAAGAGUGUAUUUCUCAAUGACUUAACAGAGUACAACAUAAACUACGACUUCAAAUCAUCUUAAUACAUUGUUGGAUGAAUGACCACAUUUUUCUGACAUAUAGCUACAUUCCCUUGCCAUGUGCUCCACAUUUCUUAAAUACAAUUAUACAAUUAAAAUAGUAACCUCAUAAGAUAUUCAAACACUCAUUACCCCUCACUGCUGCAUCAAAUUAGUGAUCAUGGAUUUGGCUUGUAGUCCCUCUUUUAUAAUGAAGCACUAAGAUCGCUGCAUACCUUUGCAGGCUGACAACUUAAAGCCAACACCUCUUUCUAUGUAGAAACUCAAACAACCAUGGUAUAAAUGGAGCAGCAGGGUGGAGUUAUUUACACUCUAAUGGCCAUUUUCAGUCUGUGCAGACAACCAAUGUGGGACAGCAGAGGAGGGUAAUGGGUGGGAGUUUUACGUGUGAGACAAACAUCUGUAGGAGGGGGUGAAGGCCAUCCUGCCCUUCGCUUACAUACAUAGCCUAUUUACCACAGCACUGAAUAACACAUUUGGCUUCCUCUUCACUCCCACAUUUCACAAACCCAUAUUUUCCUUAAUCUCAUAUACGUUGUUCCCACAACCUGCUUCUCACACGUUUAUUUAUGUAAUACUAAAUGUAGUUUCUCACCCUGCAGCCCAGAAAACAAAGGGUGUUAAAUGACUGAAUCCAUGCGUCCUGCUGGAAAUCUGUGUCAUGGAUGAUGAGGACGAUCGCCAUCUUCUUGAUAUUUUAGGAGAUGUGGAUGCUUUGAAUGACUAUCUCCAUGGCAGCAACAGCAAGUCUAUUGAGGAGGAUGAUGUAACAAAUGCAGCUUACGGGUCGGAUGGGUCCUUCUUUUCUAGUGACACGGCUGGCUCCAACUCUGGCCUCAAGGAUGGCUCUUCUACAAUGGGAGAUUUCGGCGAGGAUUCAACAGGGGCAGGCCUCCAGCUCUCUGGUAGCCUUUCAUUUAUCGAGGAUGAAUUGGGGCCUGGGAAUUCUCCCGGAGGGGUGGAUCUUGGGGGCGAGGACCAGCCCUUUGACAUCCUACAGAAGUCCCUUAUGGAGGCCGACAUCACAGAGCAGACAUUGGCUCAGGAGGCCUUACUGGACUCCCAGCCCGCCCCCACUCUGGUGCAGGCUCCGGUACCCUUCCCCUCCCAGCUGGUUUCUGGGGGGGGUUUUGGCGGAGGAGUUGUAACCACGGCGACAGCUGCUUUCCCAACAGGCCAGUUCCUACAAGGGGUGUCCCCGCUGCCCAACGGCUCCGCCCAGCACAUCCAGGUGUUGGGCUCGUUCGGGGCGGGGGGUGGUGUGAUGACUCUGAGCAACUUGGAGAGAUCUCCCCAGCUCGUGUUGAGGCCCGGUGCGCCUGUAGCGUCAGGGGGGGCCACAUCAGGGGGGCAGGUGUUCGCCCCUACCCAAGGGCAGGUGGGCCUACCUUACAAAAACAUCCCCCUUCAAAACAUCAUCAUCCAGAGAGGCCCGGGGGGGACCCAGACUCUUGUUAGACCCAUCCAGCCUAAACCCCUCCAAACCGGGGCUCAGACUGUGUACAGCCUUGGUCUUCAGCACACUUCCACCACCAUGGCUAAUGUAGUGAACGCUAACAUGGCUUCUCCUGGGGGACAAUACACAGCCAAUGGCUCUAUCGUAGUGCAGCCAUCACUGGAGCAGCAGCAAGCGCAGGCCCAGACAAACUUACAGCCUGGACAGUUCUCAAACCCCCUGAUUACCAAUCAGAACGCUGUGCAGAUUGUUCAGGGGCAGAACUUUACUCCACAGCAGGGAGGACAGCUCAUUUUGAACCAGGGAGUAGUCUGCAGGAGUCAGGUUGGAGGGGGUGUAACUCAAACAUGGACAGGGGUUUCUUGUGCGAACCCAGCCCCCAUGCAGACGUCGUGCUCUACCGGGCGGCUGACUCUGGUGGGUCCAGCAACGACGGGGAUCGGCGGUCAAGGCCAAGUGCAGGGGGGCCACGUUCAGCGCCUUCUGGUCACUCAAACUCAGAAUUUCACCUCCCUGUCACCUUUAGCCAGUACUGGGACACAGGAAGACUACAGCCAGAAUUCUUCAUCACCUGCCCUCAAUCAGGUGCAGCUCAGCAGCAUCCAUGCCAUGACAACAAUGACUCAAGACUCAAAUAUGAACUCUCAGAUCAGUGCUCAGAAGAGACCUGCCCUUCCACCACUUACAAGAGGAGAAAUGAUUUUACAACAGUUGAAGAAGGAUCAUGCUGGAGUUCAGACUAUAGAUCUGCGUCGAUUCAAUUCAAUCGAUGAUGCACUGCAGAAAAUCCUCCCGUACCACGUGUUCCAGGGAACUCCACCCAGCCAGGAGGAGUUCUCAGAGGUGGAUGAAGAAUUUGAAGUAGUUGCAACCCAAGUGCUGAAGAGGACUCAUGCUAUGGUUAACAAAUACAGACGGCUACUUAUGGUGGAAGCGGAGCGUUCCAGUCCGUCAUCAGAAAUGGUGAUGAUUGACAGGACGUUCAACCAAGAGGAGCGCAGCAACCUGACACAAGACAAGCGCAUGGUACUAGUGGAUCCAGACACAUUCUUGGAAGACUUUUGUUGUGGGAGUAAAUCCAAACUAUUCCAAGUUCCCUCCCCCUCCAAGUCAACGUCCAGCUGUAGCCUGAAUCCGUCGGACAGAGGCUCCACGGAGUCACCGCACAGGACAGACUCCAAGCCCGGGUUUGGAGACCCGGGAGGGGGUGGAGAUGCAGGACCAGGUGCAGUAGAUAAACUCCACCCUCCGCUCUUAGAAAACAAGAGUGUCCUGGAACUGAAGCGAUCUCAGCAACACUACGGGCCCAGCAGCAACAACAGCCUCCCAGCUGCCAACAGUUACCCCCAAGGUACCCCCCCCCCUUUCACAGCAACAUCAAGAGGACAGACGCACUACGAGGGGUCUCACCACCUGUCCUCACAGCAGAUCCAGCCCCAGUUACCCCCUCAGCUCUCCUCCCCCCCUCAUGCCGACACAGACUCUGCUCUCGAGGCGGCAGUCAACAGCAUCUUGGAAUGUUAGGACUGAUAUCAUCCCUAAUGUAUCGUUUUUUCCCCUGUGUAUCAAUCUCCCCUGUUAUAUUUGUUGUAUUCCCCCCAGAAUCUGUGUGAAGAGAGGUUUACUCUUUGUGAUACCAUCUCCGGCCAUGUAGCAUGUAUUUAGUUUGUCUUUAUUCCCCGUUGUUUUUUUUGGGGGGCGUUUGAGUCAUGAAAGCACUUCAUAUGACCUAUGAACAUCCGGGAAUGUGUGCAAUGCAAUGUACUCACAGACGGAAAAUGUUUUGAUUACUUUAACAUUUUAAGAGUCUGCAAUUUCAGUAACUUGAAUGAAUAUGAGAGUCCCUCUCUUCACACACACCUUAUUAAAAUGUUGUGCCAGUUAAUCACCCCCCACUACCUAUGCUGAAAAAGGAGGGACAAAAUUACGACUUUGUGCCUAAUUCUAGGUUUUUAUUUUGAAGUGUUUACAUGAAGGAGCUCUAUUCAAAAAUAUCCACUGCUUCAGUUCCUGCAUUACAAACAUGCAUACAUGCUUAUUACACCGUGUUAGGUAGAUUCAUUCAUUCAGAGGUAUAGAUUUCCUUAGGUAAGCUCAGUAGAGACACAAUCACAUAGACAAAUUGCACUAAACAUACUGUUGCUUAUUUCAGGAACUAUAUGAAUAUGUGGCUUGCUGAAAUAACGCUAGGCUAACUAGAAUGUGAAUAUUUGGAACCGAAACCAAAAUGUGUUCUCCUGCUUUCAGCUGCCUGCAACAAGGAUAACCUCUCGAUCACUCUAUAAACCAGUCAAACUAGUCACAUAUAAACAUGUAUAGUAGUGUUACUUUACUCAGCAAUGCUUUUUUUUCUUGUGCUCAAGUCACAGUUUAUUUGGCAUUUUUUUCUUUUGUACCUUAAAGGUAUGCAAGCCCCGACACAGACACAGGACAAAUACUCGAUCUCAACCACUUUUAUCAUUUCACAGCGUGUUUGUGUCAGGGGGAGUUUAGUCCUCAGAUUGAGGAAGAUAUGUUACAUUAUGAUUUUUUGUUUUGUUUUUUAUUUCAUAUUUUUUUAAUUUUUUUAAUGACAUUAAAAAAAGAUGACUGUU